Messenger RNA from Toxorhynchites rutilus septentrionalis, 14280 nucleotides. RefSeq lists its product as uncharacterized. Gene Ontology annotation, cellular component: nucleus; cytosol. Gene Ontology annotation, molecular function: cysteine-type deubiquitinase activity; cysteine-type endopeptidase activity. The coding region runs from base 252 to 3926 and encodes 1224 amino acids. Gene Ontology annotation, biological process: protein deubiquitination. The transcript is spliced from 5 exons. Lineage: Eukaryota; Metazoa; Arthropoda; Insecta; Diptera; Culicidae. The record is from RefSeq and is a predicted model, not a curated record.
AUUGUUUUGACAGGACUUUUUUUCCUUCUGGAUUCGCCAGAGAUUGUAGUAGCAGGAAGUUAUCAAGUUUUCAUUUUAUUGAAUAAUUGGCGAUCGAGAUACGGUGGAAAAUCUUUUCGCUGGCGUUUGAAAUUCUUCUGACAUUGCACUCAGUUUGAAGAACCGAGCUCAAGUGACGGUCCCGAUGUUGUCGGAAAACAGUGCCUCGAACGUGGCUUUUGCACAGAAUUAUUGUGGGAAGUCACCCAAAAAUGCUAACAGCCACAUUUGAGCUCGAGCAGGAGGAUGUAAAUCCAGACGAUUAUUUGGAGUCAAAGCAGCACCCCCAAAUCGAAUUACGGCAAUCGCCACCGGCACGGAAUAUACUGGCGAAAACAUCGGACCGACAACAAUACAACAAUCAGCAACAACAACAACAGAAACAGAUCUCAGACAGUCCGAAAGUACCGGUGCCCCUUUCACCACUGAGUACUACCAACGGCGGCAGAGCUUUCCAGCUACAUCAACACAAGAAAGUGUCACUGAUCAAGCUAAAGCGACGCUAUCGCGAUAAGGAGAACAACGAGGAUAUCGGAAAUAACAGCAGCAGCCCGGAGUAUAGUCCAGAAGAAAAGACUACUAGGAAGCAAUUGUUUUUGGAAGUGGUCGAGGAAGAUUACCACCGGAGGGAGCAAGAGAGUUCAAAGAGCCGCAAACGAAAGAAUUGCUUGAGUUUAUCGAAGGUGGUGCAGUCGGAGGCCAAGAGGAAACGAGACGCGAAAAAGAACGCCUGUUUGGUUGAGGAGCAGAUACAGUGCAGUCCCCCGGUUUUUGAGGAGGAGGAACGCGACGAAAAAUCUGCUGAUUGUUCUGGAAGUUUAUCUGGUAAAAGCCAGCGCUCAUCUCAACCAAUCGACUGGGAUCAAUUGGAAGUUUUCUCCGAAGAAGAACACAAGCAAACGGAGAAGAGAGAACCGUCUCCAUUCGAUUUUGAUUCUCUAUUUAACGACAGAAAGGAGCAGUGUGCUCCGAGGACAUAUCCAGGCUGCUCUAGCACUCGUUUAUCGUUGUCGAAAAGAUUUCAGCAGCAGCAGCAUCUAUUGCAUGAGGAACAACGUUCCAACUGUGUAACGGCAAAAGUAACAAUCCAACACAGCGAGAAGAAGCAGCAACAGUGCCGACAGGAGGAGAUCAACAGCAGUGCCAGGCUACCUGUUGUCGGUGGUGAGGACGACAUGUCCAUUCGCCAUCAGCAACACUAUCAUCUGCCGUGUACCAGUGUUAGCAGUGCUACUAACGGUUAUCAUUCGGAGGUUGGGUCAACUUCCCCCAUUUUGCUACUGGCAGCAGCCGCGGGAGAACCCGAUAAAAUGUCCGGUCAUUCGCACUAUACGCGAAGCAAAAUCAGUUCACUGCAGGGUCGUUUUUCGCAAGCUACCGCUACCGAUAUGGCCAUUACGGCUUCACUGAACGACAAACCCCGCAACAACAAGGCCAACAGCCUGCAAGGUCGGGUUGAUACAGGCACCGCAACUGAGCUAGCCAUUGCACAAUCAUUGAGCGAAGAGCAGCAAAACAUGUUGAACUCGAGCAGCCCGGUAGCGUCACCGGUGAUAAUCAAUCUCUGCACACCUGCGACCCCGGCAAGUAUUGCCGCAGCGGCCAAUUUGAACAACUCGCUGGCAACCCUCUGCAAUAUUGGAAAUUCGUGCUAUUUGAACUCCGUGUUAUAUACGCUUCGCUUCGCCCCAAAUUUCAUCCACAACUUACACCAUUUGAUCGAAGACACCGACAGCGUGUAUCAACGGCUCAGUCAGUACAAGCUGAAGUCGUCCUCCCUGGGGCGGAACAUUCCGGGACUGCACGGCCCAAGCGGUCGCAGUUGGAGCAGCAAAGAUCUCGCAUCGCUUGGCGGCGGUUCCGCCGCCACAACGAAUUCCUCCUCUUCCUCGACGUUGACGGGACCGAUUCCGGCUGCUAACGGAAUCAGCGGUCCACCGCUGAUGUGGGAAGAGAAUCCACCCCCGAAGAGUAACCGUCAAGUGGUGACCGAACAGUUGCACGAGCUAUUCCAAAACCUGCACAAGAAUGAAACCCUCGAAUCCACGGAACCCUUCCACGCGGGAAGCAUCCUCCGGGCGGUACAGGAUGUCAGUGCCACGUUCGAGGGCAAUCAGCAGCAGGAUGCGCACGAAUUUCUGAUGUGUGUUCUCGACAGUAUACGGGAGUCUUGUCAGGCGCUCAUUAAAACCAUUACUGCCCAUCCGGAUGUGCUGAUCAAUGCCUGCCCACCGGUACCUGAAUGCAUCGAAACGAAUGUGUCGGAAUCGAAGGGCGCCCGUAAUUUCUUCCGGCGGAAAAAAGAAUCGAUGAAAACAUCCAAACCAACCAACGGCGGGGGUGCCACUCUCCCCAAGGCUUCCGCUGGUGGUGGUGGUGGUGGUGGUGAUGGCGUCUCAUCCGAUCAGAUUGCCAACCUCAAAAAUGCCCUCUUUGCUAAACCAUCUUCCGUGCUAGAUGAACAGCACGUGAGGGAACGCGUACAAGCCCUCGGGUUGGACUUUUUUCGGGACAAUUUCGAGGGAAUCACGGUGGCAAAGACCAAGUGUCUAGCGUGUGAAACCUGCACAGAACAGAAGGAAACGAUGAUCGACAUUGCGAUUCCUAUCGCUGCUAGCGAGAUCAGCGAGGCGUCAAAGAAUCCGCAGUUUUUCUAUCAAAAUUCGUGCAUUACGAGGGAGUAUUUCCGCGGGGACAACAAGUACCGCUGCGAGGUGUGCUGUGGCUACAGGGAGGCGAUUCGAUCGAUCUCGUUCGAGGUGCUGCCCAGACAGCUGAUCCUGCAGCUGAAGCGCUUCAACGGUGACAUGGAGAAGAUCAACAGCUACAUUCCGACCCCGUUCGUGUUACGCUGCUUCUGCAACACGUGUUUGCCAAAGCCGGACUGUGAUAAGCCGCACAUCUACCGAUUGUACAGUGUGAUCACGCACGUGGGGGCCCGCAUGUCGGUGGGACACUACAUCGCGUAUACCAGCUCGCUGGAUGUGCACGCCGAGUACCGAGGAUGUGGGAAGGAUCGCCGGAAGCAGUUGCUGCUGUCCGGAGGCUCCAUCGAUGGUGGUGGUGGUGGCUUCGGCGGUGCGAAUAGCACGGGAGUGUCCAGUAAGAGUGGAAACGAGAAGAGCACCUCGGUGCAGCUGAAAAAACUUUUCAGCAGCAAGAAGGCAUCCAGUGCAGGUGAUAUGAGCAAGAAAAUUAAGAACCACAACAAGUUGAAUCUGAUCAACGGGAUGGAAGGACUGAAUCUGAUGAACGGGUCGGGUCCGGGAAGUGCACCCGGUGGUGGUAGUACGACACACUUCGGUUCCCAAUCGGGCAACAAUAGUCCAAACAGCAAUGGUGUUCUCACCAGCAAUGCGGUCGGCUCGCUGGCCAACCGUUUACCGUGUGCCGGCUUGCAGUGUUGCGGCAUUCAUUCGAAAAAUAGUCAUAUUAGUUUGUACGGGAGCAACAGCAGCUGCAUGUCCGGGGAGGACAGUGGCUUCGCCACUAGCAACGGAGUGUUUCUCGACGGGGGCUCCUCGGGUGAGACCUAUGUGAAUUGCAACAAUUCAUCGCCGUGCGCUGUCGGGAUGAUGAACGGCAACAGCGGACUGCCGGCAACGACCACUACGGUGGCAGCAUUCGAGAAGAGUUUAAGCCAACAGUUGUGGCAUAUGUGCGACGAUGACAAGAUUAAGAUCAUGUCCCAGGCUGAGUUUGAGGAAGUGCUAUCGCCGAAUCGACGACACGUCAUCACACCGUAUUUGCUGUUCUACGCGCGUUACGAUAUUGUGCCGCAAAGUGGCGUCGGGAGACAGCAGCAAAAAGAGAAUUCGGCGAGCGAUGGCACCGGAGUGGGACUGAAAAAAGGUGACAACAGUGGAGACUAUCCGUUGAUUGAUUAAUGGGAAGUGUGACGGUGUGCGGUGAGGAAGAUGUUGGACUAUGUUUCGUUUCUGUUAUAAAUAUAUUACACUUUUUCAAAAACGGAAAAGCAAAAGAGGAUAACAAUGAACCACCAGGAGUAUUUGUUGGUGAAAACUGAAGGUUCUCGUUGUUCAGUGUUGAUACCAAUAUUAUUUGUUAUGACCAAAAUUGCAGGUCUUGCGCUGUCGAAUCAGCGUGAACGGAUAAAACAUUAAAUGAGUAUUUACUUGUAAUGGAUUUUGGUUCGUUUGUCAUCAAACAGUUAUCAUAAACAUAACCCCUAAUCAUCGAGGAGCGCAGUAAUGCUUAAAACGAUACAAAAUUUAUAACUUCCAUUCUGUGAGUGAAAGGUAAAUCUUAAAUUAUUUGAUUACAUCUGUUCGUUUUAGCUCUAGGGUCUAGGCAAUUCUUACAAGAUUUGAUUUGAAAUGUUGAAAAUUUACAAAAGUGCAAAAUCAACACAAUAGAGGGAAAAAAAUGUUGCCAAAAGUAGUGAAACCAAGAUUACAAACAGUAGACGAAGCACGUCAGUGAUUCGUUAUCGAUCGUACUACAUUUGAAGUAACCAACCCAAAUACACAUAACCGGCGUUACAAAGACAAAAAAAACUGUUGAAAACACACAUAUUCUGGCUUACCCACUAGAAAUGAGCGACACGAGAAUCAAUACACAUAUAUAUGUCUACUACCUUAAGUAGAAGAAAGACUAUUUUUUCGUUAUUUCAUCGGAAAAGUUCAAAACUAUCAGUACAUUUUUGCUCUCAAAAAAAAAAAACAAUCCACAACCAACAAGCAAAACGCGACAAAUAGCAAUUCCAAAAUAAUUAUUAGAAGUUUAGAUGAUUAUUCAUAUUUUCACACCUGAGUAAAACGAAACAUUACACACAUUCACAUAUACAUGUAUAUACAUAUACAAAGAAACCAUCUAAGAGCUUUUUCAGAAUAGUACUGAAAGUUGAUAAAACUCGAAAGAACCAUUUACUAUCUAGCUUUUCCGGUAAUUUUUCUGCUCUGAACCGUGAGAGCAAACGAAAAUGCAUUUUUGUGUGAGCAAAUAUUCUUUAAUGUAAAAAAGCUUGUAUACAAACCCAAAUUCAGAGUGAAACACACAUACAGUCUUCAGAAAGCAUACGCUGCGCUGCGCUCGAGUUGGAAUUUUAUCAGCGCCGAGACCGUGUUUUCUCUUGAAUCGAAGUGUACAGAACUCAAUAAACAUGAGAGAGAGGGUAUUGAACACGGCGCAAAUCUUGGAGUUUCAGAGGUGUUUCUUCUGAGUUUAUCUGUUUCUCCACACAAUCUCAAGUUUAGUUUCUUAUAGAUACAGUGUUUUCUUCCCUUUUCUUCAUUACGUUCGCAGUCUAAAACUUACAUUGACCGAAAACAAAACAUGAUGAGCAAACGGGAAUUUGAUGAGAACGGAAAAUGAGGCACGGUUUUUACAAUGCACUCACCUGAUUUAUACCAUCCUCUACAUCAGUUAUACUCAACCUGCGGCCCGGCGGACUCUUCUGGUAGGCACAUCUGAUGUUAGUUUUUUUUUUCAAAACUAUUUUGUAUGUGCAAUAGUUACUAAAACCUGAGACAGUGGUACUCAACCUUUUUUCAUAGGUGCCACAAACACACGUUAGUCAUUGUGUCGCGGCCGCAAAAAAGAAUCAUAAAGAAGGGUGAUGUUCAAGACACGACCGCAUUGUUAGCAUAGAACAACGAAAUUAUUGCCGGCGAGAACAAACAUUAAAGAAAUAAAUUUAAUAAUAAAACUCUUUGAUACAAAUAUUUGAUAGCAAUGGCAACGGUCGAUAAAUGAAUUAUUCCACGGAGUGAAGAGCACAAACGUUUCGCGAAGCAAUUUGAGUUAAUUGUCAAAUUAAUUCUAAGUAUAACCAUGUACUGUUGAUGCUCGCUGUCUUGAGCACUGACACUCAAAUACUGAUCUUCUUGAAUAUAUAAGUAGUUUUUUAGUAUCUCUUAGCAAAAUUACAUCUCCAACGCAGAACGAAACAUCUCAGAAUACGCAGAACGGCAACAGAAAAUCCGGACCGAAUCAAUCGUGUGGUGGCGGCGGAGGCGAAAGCAAUUGCAUUGAAACAAAUUUUCAUCUUCAGUUUACCAUCGAAGAACACGUCUCUUUAAAAAAAUGAAUGAUCAAUUGAAAAAAAUCACAAAUAGGUCAUUCACGAAUUAUCAGUCAUCCAGCUAGCGACCGGACGGCAGCACGGCUUUCAGAAUGGUAUUUCUAAAGCCCAAAUUGUUUAGUUUGAUUUUUCAAAUUGGCCUUUUCCAAGGUUGAAAGCGAAUGAACUGCGGAAACUUAAAACCUCUAUAAUUCUCAACAACAUCAUUACACCAAUAAGUACAAACACACUCCUGAAUUCACAGAAUCUCCCAAAAAUAAAUAUGAAAUUGAUUUUUAGAAUGCAUCAAAAUUUCUAAAGAGUUAUCUUUAGUUGAAAGUUUUAAUGACCUUGGAACGGACCGAUGGGUUUUGACGUUGUUUUGUAGACGCAGCUGAAGAUGGUAGAUUCAUGAUUCAAUCUUGUUCUCGCGAGUUAUCUAUUUAAAAACGCAUAAAAUUAACAAUUCGUACAAUGUCUACGGUAUGAAAACCGACGACGUCCGUCCUAUUUAAUAUUUUGCUUCUGCUUUGAUUCUGUAGAGACGAAUGAACUCUCAGAGUUUAAAGUCUCUCUAAUUCAUUACCGUUGAUUCUGCUCUACACUAUGGUUGCUUUUUGCAUAUUCUGAAAAUGCAUUCUGUGGCGAAAAAUAUUGUUCAACACAGUAGCAAAAAAGAAUCUGAGGUUGGCCAGGGCGACAAUAUUUAGAGAACUUCCACUGACAGCCAACGACAUGUAUCGACAAAUCCUGACUAGGAUAUUAACUAUUAAGCAGUUACUCAUAUUUAUAGUUUUUUGUGAUUUCAAUAGUUUGAAGCAGUUUUGGACUAUUGAAACAUGUUUUUGGGUCAAUAAGUAACAGAUUCAAGUAUGAUGUGAUGCAAAGAUGUAGAGGCACUCUUUACCACACGGCAUGCAAAUCGGCGUGGUGUCCUACCGAACCAAAUUGUACCAUACUGUGUGAUAUCUAUCUUUGAUACUACCUUAGAAUCGAGGAAAACCACUGUGUUUGACUUUAAAAUUGAAGCAGAAGCUUUAAAACUCAUCAGUUCAUUCGUCUCUAGCUUUGAAAAAGACCAAUUAGGAAUUGUGAAAACUGUAAUUUGAAAUCGCGAAUGGCUUGGCUACUCAAUAAAUAGAAUACGGCGGAGCUAAGGUUGCAAUAUUUUCUCUAUCUACAUUGUCCGUAGAACGAAUGCUGCAUUUGUAUUUCGAGCGACCGAUUUACGCUCGGCUGAUUAGUAGUGAUAUUGAAAUAUUGUACCUCCCUGAUACCAAUGAAUACCAUCAAAAUCCGUUCAGAGCUAAAAUAAAUAUUAGCGUUAAAACUACUUCCGUUGCAUUGAGGGGUACAUGUACUUGGCUUUCUACCACUCCAGGACAUACUUUGAAUAGUGACACGAAGCUAGAUCCAGCCCGAAGAUCGCAGGGCUCUCGUGUUGCUUCAACUUAGCAACAGCUUCUGUAGAUACUCCUUGAUGUAGAUCUGCCCGUUUACAGUCUCGGUAGUCACGAAUGACGCACUCCAUUUGGCACAUGAGCAGAUCGCUUGUCAAAUCAUGUAUUUCCUGGCAAACUUUGAAAGUUUAUGCUCCAUACUUCCUUCGGAACAUCAUCGAACUUGUGUUGGGCGGUGAAGAACAGUAGUCCCGGAAGCUGCCGGAAGUCCGCCUUGACGUAAGUCUCUUCAUCCAUGAUGAGACAAUGAGGCUUCAUCAGCACCUGGGUGUACAGUUUCCGGGCUCGUGACUUUAUUUUGCCAUUCGUCAGAAUUUGGAACCUUCUGCACAUUGUACAUAUGCAGUCCCUCCCGGUCCUUGGCUCUCUGAACGACAGAUUUACUUUUUGGCCACAGAUUCAACUUUUUGAUCACAUCCCUGACCGAAGCAUUGGGAUUUCGCUUGAACGCUUUCAAGACACGCCUCUGAUCCUGAUCACUAAUAGAACAUCUGAUCGCAUUUCUUCUUCCGUUCGUUGCUCAGAGUUUCGUAGUAAUGUUUAAUCAAACGACUCACCGUUGAAUGUCCCGACGAGAGAAUUGAAGAUUUUCCAGGUGCUUGUGCAAAAUCAAUUCGCGACAUUGCUUUUUUCUAAUUUUCGAAAAAUUGACAGCGAUAAAAAUACAGUGUAAACAAUACACUCUAAACUGCUUCAACCCAAAUUUUCAAGAGAAAAUACUCAAUGGGUAAUUUUCUACAGCGUUUUUCCGCGAUGCAAUUUGAUGUGGGACACCCUUUUAUUCACCCCGAUUUUGCAUUCCGACGGAUUUGUAUAUUGUUCAAAACCAGCCAAAAUUUCGUUCGAGUUAUAACUUCGCAUCCCUAUUUCGAACGUUUUGCUCAUUUGAGGGGGUAUCCUAGUGAAGAGACACGAAUUUAGGAAGUUUUUUCGAGCUCUAUAAAAAUAAAACAAGGAAUAUUUUUACCAUCCAUUAUAUCAUUAUUUGUUCAUCUAUCUUUUACCAAGUAAACAAAAAUUGAACGGGAAAAAACAUAUUCAUAAUUAGAAUAGUUACGAGCUGAUGAAGUGAGGGGGUUUAAAAAAAAGUUGUGCCAUGGCGUACACGAUUUCAGCCCUUCUGGUUAUCUGAAACAAAAAAAAUCGAACAGACUCCGAAUCACUAAAGAUGCCGCUAUCGCAUAAACCUCGGACAAGUCAAAACCUCCUUUUGGCAAAAUGGCGGCCGUUUGAAAAACAAAAUGCGGUUUUAAACGUUUUUACUUAUGUUUCCCAAUUUUUGAAAAAAGUAAAAUUCUAAAAAUAUCAUUUUUUAGAGGUUUAUGGAGGUGCAUGCAGAUUGUAUUCAUAUGAAUUCGACAUGAAUCGGUUUAUUAGGACUUCAGAUGUCGUGUACGCCAGUUUGAAAAAAAUAGUUUCGAGAAAAACGAGUUUGAAGUUAAUUGUUAUGGCCGUACCAGGUUAGAUAUCGCAUCAAUAAAAUGGCUCUAGCUCGGUAAAUAAUAGGAUUUUCGAAUAGUUUUUUCUAGGGUAUAUUCGUAAACGCCUAAAGUACAGAAAUAAAAAAAGGAAAAAAUGUUUUUUUCAAAUUUCCAGACUAGAAUACUGCCUUCAUGUUCGGAAAGAAGCAGAUCGUACGAAAUAGAGAAACAACUCGAAUGGAAUACAGAAUGGAAUUUUAUCAAGCCGUUCGAAAUAUUUCGAGUCGAUCGUUAUGUAGAAUCGGGGUGAUUUUGUCAAAAUUUGAGCUCAAUCGAUUUCGAAUUUUUCGAGUUUUUGAAUCAUACAGCAAUUUCACGCCCAAUCAGCCACUCACCCAAUCCUCUUCGAUUUUUAUUGAAAUUUGUAACACAUAUGAUAAAAGCUUAUCAUAUGACCAAUUUAAAAUACGACUGAUUUUUUAAAAGGGCGUAUUCAAAAUCAUUGAUCUUUCUUUCAAAAAAUCGAAGCUCAAAAUCCAGAUGUCUGAUGGAAAAGGAAUGUUUGACAAAGUUGUUGGAAAAUCAAUAAACUAUUCAGGAAAAAUAACACCUUAAAUACACUGUUGAAAAAUCUUACUCAAAAAUUGAAUUUAAUAUGAACAAUUUUUAUGUCUCAAAACAGAUAUUCUAGCACGGAAACUACGUUCUACCAAUACAUGAAUCAUUAAACUAUCCAUCUACAAGGUCGUGUACAUCAGUGGUCAGAUAAUGUAAAAACUAUGAUCAAAACGAUGAAACAUAAGGUUAUCAUUCACUGACAAAUUUCGGGAAGGCCUAUAUAUUUACCAUGGGACCCGGAUCAUCCGCUCGUGGAUAAUCGGGAUUCCACAGUAUAACGUUUCGUCCUAGAACAACCUGUUUUCGAGAUGCAACCAAUUUUGGAUAAUUAAAAUCAUGUUCGUGAAAUAUUUUUUUCAGUGGUGAGAGUUGCGUUCUCCGGUGGAAAACUGGAAGUAAAAAUUUCACCAGCGUUCAUCAGCUGUUCAUUGCUAUCGACGCCGCCAUCCCACCAGACACCGUUCCGAGUGUUCAUUGGAGUAUUGUUUUUGGGAGCUUUGGAAAUGUAAUUUUGCUCUUCCUCGGAUGGCGCUAACGUUCCCAGUGGCAUUCUCAACGUAUGUAUUACUCGCGUAAUUAUUAGUAGUACUUAGUUGGGAUUUAAAUGCCGAGAAACACGCCUUGAAUGUAUUCUGGAGUGGCAAUCUCUAGAAUACGCGUGACCACAAUGCAAGUUGGAGGAAAUUAUUUUGACGAAAAAUCCCCCGUCCAGAAAGGGGAUUAAACCCGAACCCCCGGCAUGAUAAUGCGGGACGCAAACCAAUUGGCCACCAAAGGACCUCGUGUAAUUCUGCUAGAUACUGAAAAACUACUUGGAUUUUCAGUAAGCUCAAUGUUUCAGUGUCAAUCUAGAUAGCGAGCAAUCAACAGUGCAUGUUAAUUCGGAGAGUUAAUUUGAAAAUCUGCUCAAAUUGGAGGUUUAUUGCUUCGCGAAAUGUCCGCGCCCCUCACUCAUUCUCAUUCUUAAAUAUCUAUGUUUGUUUCUCGUCGGUUAUGGUUUAGUAGUCCUAUGAUAACAAUGCGGUUAUAUCUUAGACAUUACCCUUCUUUAUUUAUUUGUAUUUUUUUUUUGCGGCAUUACUAAUAUGUGUUUUUGACCCCUCUGAAAUAACGAUUGAGUACCGCUGCUCUACAUUAGGAUGUUGCCAUUGUUGCCGCUGCUGCUUCUGCAACAAGUGGCGCUGCUACCGCUACUUGUUAGAAUAGUGCCCUUAGCAUAUCAGCUCUGCUUCGCGGAUAGAAAAUGAAUGAUGUUAUCCGUAAGCAACUGCCAAAUUUAUUAGAACCAUUUGAGGAGCACAAAUUGGACCAAUCAAAACGCGACACAUAGUGCAUUUAAACAAUGCUUGACAUUUCACAAUUAUUCGAUUGUUUAUCUCAAGAAAAUAAAAUGUUAUUCAUUAUAAUAGAUGCGUGGAAAUAUUUCCUAUCAAUUGAUGUAAACAUCUUUGCGAUCUAUUAAGAAAUGCUCGAGUUAGAAGUGUUCGAAAUCUUUCAUUUUUUUUUGUUCAGUGCCUAGUUUUUUUCAAUUUACCCCCUAUAUCUUCCGGCUAGGCGUAUGAAAAAGAAAUAAGAAUCAAAAUAAAGCAGUUCUAGUUUAGUUCCCACAGCACAAAUAUUCAUUAUGAAUGAACAUUGUAAUUCAGUGUAGAGAAUGGUAUAAAUCAUGUGGGUGCAUUUCAAAAUCAUUUUCGCCUCAUUUUCCACACACAUUCGGUCGUUCUAAGCAAAGCAUAAACACAGCAUUCGUACCAACCGUAUACGCUUGUGUGAAGAAACAUAAAUCAACAGAGAAAGCAAAACAGACAAACCGGAUUCAAGCGCGGUUUAGAAACUAGGUAUAUAAACACGGUACACAACACGGUAUACGAACACGGUGUGAAGUUCACACCGUGAACCUCUAUGCUACGGCCAGAGCGCAUGUGCAUGCAAUCAGUGAGAGUUCACGUGGGUGCGGAAAACUUGUUGCACAUUAGCACUGCGUUGCAUUCAGAAGACUGCACACAUACAGGGUGGGCCAUUUAAAGUGGAAGGAUUUGUUUUUGCAAUAGCAAAGUAAAGAAGUGGAAUUUAAAAAUUUUUUUUUUGAAAUUCAUUUAUUUUGGUCCAAGGAGAUUUGUUCUAACUACUUUUUGAUUAUGAUAUCUCGUAAAUGACCGCCUCUGGCCUUGACCGCAAAAUGUGCCCCUUUUUCGGCAUUUUCCAUCACUUACCCAAUGUUUCGACCGAUAUGGCAGCAAUUUCUUGUCGGAUAUUGUCUUUCAGCGCAGCCAGGGUCCUUGGUUUACCAGUGUAUACCUUGGAUUUUAAAUAUCCCCAUAAAAAAAAGUCAGGAGGCGUCAAAUCAGGUGAUCUCGGUGGCCAGUCAUAAUCGCCGUUUUUCGAUAUUAAUCUUCCGGGGAACAUUUCGCGCAAAAAUUUGGUCGUGGCAGUCGCUGUAUGGCAUGUAGCGCCGUCCUGUUGGAACCAGUAAUUGUCCAAUUCAUUUUCACGAACAAAUGGCAAUAAAAAAUCGGUUAUCAUUGUCCGAUAACGCUCCCCAUUCACGGUUACCGUUGCUCCAUUUUCGUUUUCAAAGAAGUACGGGCCGAUGACUUUAUCGACAUAAAUGCCACACCACACAGUAACUUUUUGGUCGUAAAGAGGUUGCGUUUCGAUGAAUUGAGGGUUUUCAGUAGCAUAAAACUGACAAUUUUGUUUAUUCACUCCUCCAUUCAAGUUGAAAUGCGCCUCAUCAGACAUUAUGAUUUUUUGCCAAAAGCCACGUUCAUUUUUGGCCAUUUCGAUGGUCCAUUUCGCAAAAUCAAGUCGACGAGGAAACAUUUUCAAAUCAACACGAAUUAUGCGUCGGAGAGUGGUUCGUGCGAUGUCUAACUCUUGCGAACGAUGGCGACCUGAUGUCGAUGGAGUCUCUGCAACACUGGCUCGAACGGCAUCAAUAUUCUUGUCGAAACGUCUUGGUCGUUGUCUGGACAGAUGACUGGCAUUACCAACACUACCAGACGAUAUAAAUUUGGCAUACAAUCGACGUAUAGUGCUGUCUCCAGGCGAUGUUUUAACUUUAUUUUUAUUUUUCCACGCACGUUUAGUUAACACAAUUGAGAAGUUAUUUUGAAUGUACAGCUGAACAAUUUCAGCGCGUUGUUUAGGUGUGUAUUGUUCCAUGGUUAAAAUUGUACUGAAAUGACGCUUCCAACGCGGUAUGACAUUUGUUAAUCUGACAUCUCUGUCAAAAGUUAUGGGGUUGCCAGAUGCUUCCACUUUAAAUGGCCCACCCUGUAUAUCCGCUUUGCAAAGUUAUUAUUAAAACACAAACACACACACAAACCCGUACAACCUGACGGGGGCAACGGAAAAGAACCAAGUAUUUUUUGUUUUAAAACUAUACUCUUUUGCAUUCUACCAGUAUCUGUGAUCAUUGUUCCCUGCUUGUAUUAUUAUUACUUACUUAUUACUGUUAUCUCAGUAGUAUUCAUCCCCUCACCCUUUCAUUGGGGAGGGAAGUGACGCGGCACUGCAUCUUGUAUUUCGUUUACUAUCUUUACUAGGGCCUUCAAUCGCGCGGGCAGAUACACACAAGAUAGUUACAUAAUAUAAAACUUAGUCAGCCUAAUAUCGAUCCUAAUUCUUCCAGCAGUGUUGAGAUUGAGAGCGAGAAAAUCACCCAAUACAGGUGAGGAAUUACGUGUGCAGAAAAAAGGUAGUUCUCCCCAAUCAUUUAUCUACAAGCAUACAGCAAAACAAAAUGUAAAUAGGCUUCUGUCUUUUUUUCUUUUAAUGAGAAAAUUUUAUUAUAUAUGUAUUUUUAUCGUCAAAAGUGAAAUGUGUGGUAUUCAAUACGCGGAACACUAGAGCAAGCUGUAUAUGAUGAUGUCAAAGACCGAAAGGUAAUCUUUAGAGUUAUUCUAUAGCUAUCGAAUGCCAAUGAAGAGCAAGCGGUAUCCGACUGAACAAGUCCGGGAUACGACGCUACUAAACAAAUACUCUCACAAAUUAAAUUCAGAAAAGGCUAAACGAAAAUUGAACACGAGAUUAGUGUUUUAAAACCCAUUGUUUGUGAAACUAACCAAUCUCCUAGUGUUGAUAGGUCGGAAGAUUGGUGGUCCAGAAAUAGGAGUAAAAUAAGAAGUCUACAAAGAGAGAAAAGAAUAUAUUAUAAAAUGUUGUACAUAUUUGAAGAUUAGAGGUGUUUAUCGAACAGUUACUGCGGAACGGUUGGUUGGAUGUUCUCCAGAGUAAGUAAGGUGAAGUUAGGGUGUCAAAUCGGACACAGCUUUCCAUUGAACAAUUUUAGUUGUUGAAAAGUUAAUACCAAGAUGCAAUUAGCUAGCUGCACAGCGCGGCUACUUGCCGGAGAAGUUGGGAUAUGUGUUCCAAUAUAUCAGUUUACGAGAGAGGUCGUAUUUUCUUGAACCGUGGACUGCUGCUACCUAACUAUAUUACCAAUAUCGUUCGAACAUAUUCUGAAGUAGAUGCGACAUUAGCAUUAACUUGGAGAUAGGCAUACAUUUACACGUACGGACACUUACAUACACACAUACACAACAACAUGGAACUCAGCAGGUAUAUAGAUCGUGAAAAUGUGGAACGCAAGAGAACAAUUCUAUCGAAUCAGGUACCGACAAUUCGUUGGCUCGAGAAAAGAACGUAAAAUAAUGAUAACUGUAUCAUAUUAAAUAAAACUAAUAAAAGUGAAACGCUGGAAACAGUUACUAAAUGA